Impatiens glandulifera is the source of this 712-nucleotide messenger RNA. RefSeq lists its product as uncharacterized. Gene Ontology annotation, molecular function: protein binding. Gene Ontology annotation, cellular component: SCF ubiquitin ligase complex. NCBI's taxonomy places the organism in Eukaryota, Viridiplantae, Streptophyta, Magnoliopsida, Ericales, Balsaminaceae. Gene Ontology annotation, biological process: SCF-dependent proteasomal ubiquitin-dependent protein catabolic process. The record is from RefSeq and is a predicted model, not a curated record. The coding region runs from base 78 to 554 and encodes 158 amino acids. The transcript is spliced from 3 exons.
UUCAUUCGCAUUUCUCUCUCUCUGACACACACAAAACUCAGAUCUCGACCAGUUAGUUCAAUCAUUCAGCAGCGGUUAUGGAGAAUCUGUCUACGGAUCUGUGCCUGAAGAUCUUCUGUUUAUUAGAUCAUCAGAACCUCGCAACAAUUCAACAAGUGUGUAGGAGGUGGAAUGUCUUGGGUUCGGUCAAUGAAGUGUGGUUAAAUCUAUUCAAGAAAAGAUGGGGAGAUAAUCGAGUUUCCUUUUACACGCCUUCUCAAUCAUCCAAAACAUGGAAAGUGGUAUAUGAAGUCCAAGAUCGUUGUGAUCGGGUUGGACUAGGGCUGAAGAUAAUAAGAGAAGGCAGUGACUAUUAUCUUGUUCACAAAGGUGAAAUUCAACUCCAUUUGGGUUCUAACCAUUACAAGGCGCCUGAACUUGGCCUCCCUAUCGAAAACCGACAUACUGAAGAUGAUGAACCGAGAUCGGGGAUUCUGGAUAAGAUCCUUUUCUUCGUUGGGGACUUGGAAACUGCCUCAACAUGUGCAAAACGUAGAAGAAGAGAUGAUGCAUGACUUUAUUUAUUUAUCUAAUUCCUUAACCUGUACAAAAUUUGUAUGUAUUCAUGUAUUUAUCUAUUUCCUUUUCUCAUUCUUUCCCAACUCAUCUGUAAUAAAUUACUUCCAAGAAGAUUUGAAAUUUAAUUUUAUGAAAGAUAUAACAAGUUUGGUAA